Molecule: messenger RNA, 963 nt
Organism: Alligator mississippiensis (American alligator)
Lineage: Eukaryota; Metazoa; Chordata; Crocodylia; Alligatoridae
Product: olfactory receptor 2G3
Exons: 1
Coding region: 1-963 (320 amino acids)
Biological process (GO): G protein-coupled receptor signaling pathway
Cellular component (GO): membrane
Molecular function (GO): G protein-coupled receptor activity; olfactory receptor activity
Source: RefSeq, a predicted model, not a curated record
AUGCAUAGCAAAACAGCAUGGGAGAAUCAGCCUGACGAAAACCAGAGUACUGUAGAGGGAUUCUUCCUGGUGGGGGUGUCUGAUCAACCACAGUUGGAGCUGCUGUUUUAUGUGUUUGUUUUAAUCUGCUACAUUAUGACGCUGUUUGGGAAUGUCACCAUCAUUGUCAUCUCCCAGCUGGACCCCCGUCUCCACACACCCAUGUACUUCUUCCUCAGCAACCUCUCCUUCCUCGACAUCUGCUACACCAGCAGCGUUGGCCCCCAGAUGCUGGUGAACUUCCACAGUACGCGCAAGUUCAUCUCCUGGGGUAGGUGCGUGGCCCAGCUCUACAUCGCCUUUGGCCUGGGUUCCACAGAGUGCCUCCUGCUGGCAGUCAUGGCCUUCGAUCGCUACGCUGCUGUCUGCCGGCCCCUGCACUACACAACAAUUAUGAGCCAUCGCCUCUGCCUGCUCAUGGCUGCUGGUUCCUGGCUCAGUGGCCUGGUCGUUUCAUUGGCAAAUACCUUGCCAACUAUGCAGGUACCCCGGUGUGGUAGGAACCAUAUUGAUAACAUCUUCUGUGAGAUGCCCGCACUGCUCAAGUUGGCUUGUGUUGACACAUCUUUCAACGAGGCUGUGCUCUUGUCUGUAAGUGUGCUUAUCCUGGUGGUGCCUGUGAGCCUCAUCCUGGUCUCCUACGGCUACAUUGGUGCUGCUGUGGUGAGGAUCCGCUCAGCUGAGGCCAGGCGCAAAGCCUUCAGCACCUGCACCUCCCACCUGGCUGUGGUGUCACUCUUCUAUGGCCCGGCCAUCUACAUGUACCUGCAGCCUCCCUCCAAGGAUCAAGGCAAGAUUGUCUCCCUGUUCUACACCAUGUUCUCCCCAACCCUGAACCCCCUAAUCUACACACUGAGGAACAAGGAGGUACAUGGGGCCCUAAGGAGACUGCUUUGGAGAAAGCCAGACACCCAGGCCUUCUAG